Molecule: messenger RNA, 879 nt
Organism: Centropristis striata (black sea bass)
Lineage: Eukaryota; Metazoa; Chordata; Actinopteri; Perciformes; Serranidae
Product: t-SNARE domain-containing protein 1-like
Exons: 2
Coding region: 556-864 (102 amino acids)
Cellular component (GO): nucleus
Source: RefSeq, a predicted model, not a curated record
CACUCUGCCACAUAUUGUGGAAAUGGGAGAAGAUUCUUUAAGUUUGAUACACACAAGCAUCCUUGGAAUUUGGACAAAAGAAGGACUCUGUCCAUCUUGGACAUUGGGACAGUCCUUCGGUGGAUGACGAUGACGUAGUAUCCUUCAAAUUCAGCCAUUUGAGGAUCCUUCCUUGACUUUGGGAUACAGCCAUGGAAUGUGGAUCAGUGAUCAGCUCAGUGCAUUGUCAGGUGUGUAUCUCUGAUUGCUCCUUAUUUAGACCAGAUGUGUGAGGUCUACAUAUGAAGCUGAGUUCCAGUGCUCUGUGCUAAUGGUCUCACCUUCAGAGGCAGUGGCCCUCAUUUAUCAAACAAGCCUAGAAACGAGUGCAGAUCUGAGUGUAUAUUUCGUCUUACAACAGGGUUCACGUGUGAUUUAUCAAACGAUCGUAUCCUGCCAAUCACAGCGUAAGAAUGAUUGGACUUUGAUAAAUGUGGCGGCUGAAAACAAUCGUAAUUUGAAUGUCACGCCCUGAUAUGUACCGGGUCUAGAGGCCUCGCCCCUAGAGAUGACAACAUGUGGAGACGACACACAACCAAGAAGAGGAAUUUCUCCGAAGCAGAGAUUGAGACUCUGACGUCUCACGUGCAACAGCACAAAGUUAUAUUGUUUGGCAGCCUAAAAAGUGGCAUUAAAGGGAGCAGGAAGAAUGAAGUGUGGAAGGAGAUCACUGCUGCUGUCAACAGUGUGGCAGCAGACACUCGGACCCCCAGCGAGGUAAAGAAAAAGUGGUCAAAUUUAAAACUGGCCACAAAAAUGUAUGAUGGCAGCCCUGAGGCGAAGCACCACGCUGACUGGAGGAGGCCAGGUGGACCCCGGCCUUAAACUGAGCCAGACAGA